This is a messenger RNA of Porites evermanni, 13215 nucleotides long. The record is from the annotation of a GenBank genome assembly. NCBI's taxonomy places the organism in Eukaryota, Metazoa, Cnidaria, Anthozoa, Scleractinia, Poritidae.
AUGAAGUUGAAGAACUCCAAACAGACCAUGAAACACGGCGAUUUAUUGAACGAUUUUUCAAGUCCGUUAAACUGCGAAACAUCUUUAUUCUCAAAGACCACACACUUCACAGGUAUUAGUUUUUCAAACUUUUCCUUGCAUUGAAAGUCAGGCUACAACUAGAAUUUCGAAGUAAAAGUCUUUGUGCAACGGUGGCACAUUUUGCUGCUGAAUUUUUCAGAUUUUUUUUUCCUGCGACUGCACAGUCGAACCGGAAGUCCGCGAUUUGCGGACUCCAAAUUGCAACCAGCCAGAGUUCUCGAUCCGUGACGCAGACCAAAAGGAUCGAAGCUCUAGAAUGGGCAAUUUCACGAAGUGGGACCGGGAUUACUUCGAGAUAUCUCGAGAUCACUUAGAGUUCUUCCGGCUACAAUAUAUAUUUUAAAUUAUUCGAGGAAUAAAUAAUUAUCUAUUUUGGCUUGCGACUCACCCGCGACCCGUCAGAUCAGACGCUAAGUUGACGGAUUAACCGAUUGCUCCACCUCAAAGCACAUGGAAGUACGUGACCUACGGCCUCGUGCUUUCAUCUGUUUCUCGGUGUUUGGAACCCGCGAUGAAGCACUCGCCCUCGUUCCUGACGUACUUCUUAACUACUGCGUUCAUCGCCAAUCAUUUGUGUCGUUUUUACCAAACAUACACAUGCAAAGGUCUUUCGAUACAACUAAACGUGUGUACCCAAUGUCUUUUUUUAACAACUCACCGCAUAUAUUACUCUACAUUUUUUGUCGGUUUUAUGAUCACCUUAUCACUUGCUAUUGCUAACGAAAUCAUGUACACAGUAAAGUGUUAUGUGAAAAACAGUAUUUCAGUGCACAAAACUUUUUUGACUCUUCUUCUUAUGCGUAUUUUUCUUCUUUGAUUUUAGUACCGACAUCUAUAGAUGAAUUCGCAAGUUCGUCAGUCCUGACUAGUACUGGUGAAGAGGCAAAUGGAUUAAGGCUGAUCAGACUGCUAAUCGAUGGAGGAACAGUGGCUCUGAGAAGGGUUUUCAAUCGUUAUCACCCUGCGGGAGAAUUUGAGGCUUAUCUCGAUUGCAAUCGCUCUACUCUUUUGAGACAAUGGAAGCGAAGUAGAGCUCUUAGUUCUGCUCAGUUGAAAAAACUAUUUCCACCUGAUGGAUCCACACCGGACUCCAAGACAUUUGACAUCAGCCUUUUAUUUUUUCUCGUGAGAACCACCUGUAGUCUCCAUCCUCCUUCAAAUGGAUGGGAUACAAUGCCAAACCCUGAUGACUUCAGUUUGGAAGCUAACAUUGUUCGCCUGAAAUGUUUGCGUAAUGAGUUGUUACAUAUGGACUCUACUUGUGUUUCUGAUCGUCACUUCCUUACCCAGUGCAUGGAAAUGAGUGCUGUUCUGAUAGCUCUUGGGUUGAAACAAGCUGAAAUAGAUCGCCUUAAGGAAGAGCCUUGGGGUGGAGACGUACGUUAUCGUGAAGCGUUCUUAGAGUUGCGUGAAAGUAACAUGGAAGUACAGACUGAAUUAGAAAAAUUGGGUAAGAGGGUAGACAAUUUGCAAGACACAGUGCAAAGUCUAAACCAGAGACCAUCCACAAUGCAAGGUAAGUAAAUGUGACAGAUUUACAGUUGUUAAAACGCCAGUUGAACUGCCUCUCUCUGACAUGGCUUUAAGCUUUUACCAAGUCGUUCGCGUCGCUGGUCAGUCGCGUAGUUGGUUUGUUUACGCCUCAAGAGAAACCUCUGCAGCGACUGAAAGAAACAUAAUGCCGUUGAAAAUACUUUUGAAAUGAUUACUCGUCCUAUUUCCGGACAAGUAUUUUAAGACAACGAAACAUCGAUAUUUUAAUCGCUUUAUCCAAACUGUUUCUCGCUGUUUUGACAAUAUUCUCACGACAAAAGAUUGUCUGAAGAAUAUUGUAGGUGGAGGGCAACCUCUUUUUAAUUAGGAGCUCUUACAGUAAAGUAUUUUCAACAUAACACAACGCCGCGGACUGAUAAGGAGUUAAAGACUUCAAACAAUUUAGUGCCUUGAGAGCCUUCUAAACCGCUUCGUUGAAACGCUCGUUGGAGAAAGUCUCACGCGGGCUCCCUUUGCACAGAAAUCAGUCAAAAAGGAAUGGGUCUAAGUUGUUCAACUGGCCAACGUACCAUUCUUGUAGGUGCCUAAAGUGCAUGUACAACGGAAACCACAGAGGGGACUCGCCGUAGAGGUUUCUCUCGGGAGGGGAGGGGGGUGGGGUGGUAAACAAACCAACUACACGAAUGACAAGCGACGCAAACGACCUCUGCUUGCAGGGUAAACGGCCACUUUAUAUCAAGUUAAAAUUUAUUUCAAUUUUCAGUGAUUCAAUCAAGGUGAAUUGUGUGAGGGCUUUGCAAACGUCACUAUCCGUUACACAGUAAUAUGUAAACCACUAUAUGCAAAAAGCGAAAGCACUUAUUUGUAGAAAUGCUUCUUCAGGGGUUACAGUUGAUGCUCAAGGCAAUGGCAGAGAUGACGGUAACAAUAACAGUGAUGGAAUAAGUCAAGGUGGAGCAAUGGCAGGAAGUGUAACAACCGCUUCCGUAGAGGGACAAGAUUCGCAAAAAACACAGAUUGAAAGGAGAAAAUGGGAUACACCACCUGACAGUCCUGCUAGUAAGUCAGUUAUUUGUAAACCGAUAAUAUCCGGAGUGGCAUUUCGAUGGCAUUCGUUAAGUUUGGUACAAGCAGUUAAAGUUAACUUGUUUACGCAACAUAUUUGAAAUUUAACGUUACUUUAACGUGAAACAUUGUCAAGUCAGUUUUAUUCAAUUUUUAACAAACCCUUUGACGACUUGUUAUGCCAAAAGUAAGCCCAUCCCACCACCCAUGCAUAAACCAAGACGCCAUGUUGGCGUUGACCAGGCUGCCUUAUACUUAAGGAUGGUUAGAUAAGUAGAUUCUCACAGUGCGACUAUACUAGACCCGGGAUACUUGAAAGACGUUAUGCAAUCAAAACAUUUUUUUGAAAACAAAGACUUCUAAAGUAUUUGAAGGGAACGAAUAACAUUGUGAAAGUUAGUUGUAGCGAAGAAAUUUUGCCUUAUAAGAUAGUGCGCCAGCUUGCUCUAUACAAGUCUUAUUGAGUCGCUAUGAACAAAAAGUCUUUAUUUUCGCACGCCCGUGCGUAAAUAAGAUGACGUGUUCAGUUGUGUCUAUGAAACUCGGAUUUUCGUCCCUUUUUCUCAACUAAGUCUCCAAUAAUUGAAGACAGUGAUGCAGAAGUUUUUAGCAUUUUUGGAAUUGAGCUUCUAGCUACCCAAACCAACAGCAAAAGUGGUGAAGGUGUUUCGCAAAUUAGAGCCUGAGUCGUUGGCCAGUGUGACCUAAGACCCCAAAUUGGUCUGUGUCGGGGAAUAUCCAAUUUGUAUAAAAGUGUCCUCGGUGUUUGACUUUUGUUUAUCAUUUUGAAAACAAGUUAUUUAUCAAGUAAUAGCAACAAACUAUGCACUUUUUUUAUAACCGAACAAUCCGAACAAUGUUGCAAUAGUUAGAGAAAUUACACGAAAAGAAAUAUAUUUAUUGCUUACAAAAACAACUGCAGCGAGCAUGCCAAUAUGCUUAGGUCAUCUUAAGGUGGCUGAACACAGUUUUGGCAGUUUGUGAGUAUAUGUCAUUUGCCAAAUCAUGGCAAGAGAAGGGUUGCAGCUCACAAGCUGAAACUUGGCAAGUGAAAAAUACACUGAUGAAAGAUUUUGAUUGACAGGUAAAAGUUGACAUUUUCGUAGUUUCCAUGGCAACAUAAACGAUUGAAUACAACCUUAAAAUUUCACUUUUGCUCAGUUUACAAAAAACUCACUCAUUAGAUUUUCCUAUAAACUUACAUAUAGUUAACUAUAAUUAAUCAUUACCAUUUGAAACUUACUUGACUAAAUUUUAACAGAGGGGUUUUUAGAUAAUCAGUAAUAUAAUUGUACUGUAAUUAUUAAAUGUGUCACAAAAAUCGUCUGUUCAACUUCUAUUUUAAAGUUCUCAUUAUCUAAAAUACAGAAAAAGUAAAAAUUCCUCCAAAUAUCACAAAAUUUUAAUGAGUAGAUUUUGAGAAAUCGUCUUCUGUUUAACAUUGCUUUUUCGCCGCCAUGUUUGUUUGUCUAAGUUAAAACAAUCGCCGUCAUGCGAAUUACCGCUGACCGCUCGCAAAACUGUGUUCAGCCACCUUAACUUGUGAAAGGAAUGAAACUGAGACCAACUACGACGACAAAGGCAGUGAAAACAUCACUUGCGUUCAUUUUCUCUUCAUCGCGUUUAUUUAGCCUCGCUCGGCUUGUGAAAUUUCCUGGAGUUAAAUACUACAGGACGGUUUCCAGGAAGAGGAAGAAGAAUUCGUCGUGGUGCGUUCACGUCCUAUCAAUCCUAUCAAUUUAGUUUACCGGUGAGAUAGAGGAGAAUGGUAAAAUACCUUUUGUAGACUGCUUGGUCACUCCCGAGAAACAACGGUCUACCAACGACAAUUCACAGAAAACCGACACAUACCGACAGAUUACUAGACCAGUCAUCGUACAACACGACCUCUCACAAGGCUUCAAGUAUACGGACUUUGACGAAACGAGCGCAGCUAGUUGUCGACUCGCCUGACAGCUUACAAGACGAGACUGACUGCCUAAACAACGUUUUUUAGUAAAACAACUUCAACACGGACUUCGUUAGACGGAACACUCACAGUAACACUGAUUCCAACACUCAGACCAACGUCAACUCUGGCCCUGUUAGGACAGCGACUAUACCGUACAUCAGAGGCACCUCUGAAACCAGCGCACAUAUACUACUACUUUACACUGGUAAUAGUUGACACUUCAGCUGCCCCCGCUCUGUAUAUUGUCGAUCAAUAGUAUUCUUGCUUGUUGUGUAGCUCUUUGAAAUAUACCGAUUCAUAAUGAAGAUUUUCACACAUAUUCCAUACAAUAGGUGAGAUAAAUACAGGAAAAGCAAGGUUCCAUACACAGUUUCAGUUCGAUUUACACAGCUUUGAUCGAAACAUUCUCAGUUUCGAGAAUAGUUUAUUCUAAACCAUAAGAAAAGAUUUAAUUAGAAGUUGAAUUUUUCGCUAUUUCACUUUCACUUUUUACAUUCAGUUCAUUUUAUUUGCCGGAAAGUAAUCCUUAGAAAUUAAAAGGACGUUUGAUCAAUUCACGCUCGCGCAUUCUAGUCUUAUUUUAAACUUUAUAGCGGAAGGACAUCUGUGCGCAGGGAAUAAAUCAGCACAGAAUUUGAUUGUCGGCGAAUUUCUGUAAUCGUCCAUCGUUUUUCUAGUGAUAAGCUGGCUGUUGCUCACUCGUCUUGCUUGUUUGGGGCUGAGUGUUAUUCAGGUCAAAGUGAGAGAAAGAGUGUCUGGCAAGGUUUCCAAUCAAAGAUUUGUGAACUCGUGUCUGGCAACCUCUCAAGUGUUUUAUUAUACACAGUUAUACGCACGUUAAAACUUCAUUUGCGCUUAACGAGUGUCUUUUGGUCCAUAACUUUCAAAACAACUGCUCCACAGAAUGUCACUGAUAACACGAAACGAAGCCUGACUGCACAACAAAUGUCACAAAAUCUACCUAUUGUAAGUGGUCCCUUAGGGAUUUUCUGCCUUUACGUCAUCCUAAUGCACCUAUCAAUGUAAACUCCGUGAGGGGGGAGUGCGGGCAAGGGGUGGGGAUUUGACAAAUUUUGAAAUUUUUUGAUCAAAUUCCCCAGGGUGGGAAACGAAAGGUUGAUCAAAAGUGUCAAAAAAGCCCCCACCCCAGGGGAAAAAAUCUAAACAAACAAUACUAUAACACUAUAUAAACCAAAUUAAAAGAAUAUUUCAAAAGCACGUUCUUACUACUUUUAUUUAUGGUUAACGUAAGUACGUUAAAUUACUCGCUGUAAUUAAGUAUUUUCUCUCUCCACUAGCAUCUCCUAUUUUGAACAACAAAAUCACUCCAGGAAGAUUGACGGUGCUAUUAUAAUAUUAAUGAAACGUAAAAUACUUUAUAACAUCUGCUCAACAUGUCGGAACAGGUCGGAUCAGUGACCCGUAAAAAAUCCUCUGACUUUCAUGGUGGAAUUCGAUUUCAAUCGAGUUUUACAAUCACAUGGGAACUUGAAGAUAAAACCUUUCUCAAAAUAGACAUUAUUAACUUCAUACCUUUAUCCAACAGCGUGACUUUCAGAAAGCCUCGAGGGACGGACUUGGUAACCGCUUCUGAAUUGAUACCAGGCUUCUGUCGGUCAAAGUCAAAUGUCCCGACCCCGGGGACGCUUCGCACGAUCAAAAGCCCGACAUGGGGAUAGUCUCAGGCAUCAAAUCCCCGACCCUUACCCGCACUCCCCCCUCACGGGAUUUACAUUGAUAGGUGCAUAACCAUUUCGUACUUGCGGGCGCAAACAGUAGAAACGUCAUCAUUACCUACCGAUUCCUCGCGGCCCAAGCAUGUCGAGAUUUUUUCUGGCAUACCGACUGUAUACUUCAACAGUAAGUACUUUCCUUAAUAUACGCUCGAGUUACUACAGUGCCUCCUCGGGAUUUCGCCUUCUGGGCGAAAUCCUUGCGGGUGCAAAUAUACGUGUUGCACACAAACCGAUAACCACUUUACGACGACUACUUACUAAUGUAAGUAGACAUGUAUUACGUAUCCUAUAGACUACUAUCAACGACUCACUUUAGAAAGCUGGUUUACUAACUUCGAACAAACGCCACGGAAUCGUAGCCAACAGUUUACCCGCACCGUACGAACGAUUUAUUGACGGAAUCAAGUAAAACUAACUACGAGAGAACGACUGGACAACUGACAUGCAAUUUGGCUAACAAUAAACGACUUUUUUUAAACAGUGACAAUAGACGGAUCGAAACGCACCAAUGACAUUACGAGUCUUCAUAGCCAAUAACAUCACGGCUUAACUGACAGACGACCAAUAACAUCGCGACUUAAUUGACCACUUAGGUCGAAAAACGGAGUUUAAAAACAUAAACGGACGUGAUACAACUCACUUUGACUCUGAAGAUGACUACCGCACAACAGGUUGUCGAAACGUCAGUCACUGUCAACAACAACAGUAAAUGUGUGUAAAUGUAAAUGUCAUAUUAUCCACUCCCCUCAGGGCUUUUCAGGGAUAAUUUAGAACUCUGGUUGGGGGACUUUGCCAGACUGCUUAACGUGCAUUUUACAAGUAAUGAAGGAAUAAGUAAUGAUACCCCCAUACAUGAGUGUGAAAGUGAGAUAGACCACUACACCGGGCACUACGUGCCCUACUCUUUACGAAGAAAGUGUGGGUUCUCUAAUGUCCCACAGAUUUAUUAGACGUACAAGGGCUUGUGAGACGGGGCCUACGGUUUAUCGUCCUUAUCCGAGAGGACUAGAAAGUCAAACCGUUUGCAGUUGUUAUUACAAAGGCAGCACUUUCUCCUCAUUUAUUUAAAGACUCUAGGUGUUGGUCCGGCAGGGGUUUGAACCUAGGGCCUCCCGCUCAGCAGACCGGCGCUUAUCCCAUUGAGGUAACUGGGCGGCGGCUAGUGAUGAAAGCUGCACAGUCCUAUUCAGGUCUACGUUCACCCAGACGAUCAAACUCAACCUCCUUUUGGAACCUUUAAAAAUAGCCAAGUAAUUUCUGGUACCUUGAAACAGUCUGUAUCUUUAUAACAAUAGAAAGUGAUGAAAGCUCUACAACUUUGCAAUGAGGCAUGGCUGGAAUAUUAGUUGUAGUAUUUGAUAUACGGUUUCGCACUUAAAGCAUAAAUGCUUAGUAAAGAUCUUUAGGUGUGUUAGCUUGUCCUAGCAUUUUUCAGUGAUUCAAUCAAAAUGAAUUGUGUGAGGGCUUUGCAAACCUCGCUGUCCGCUACACAGUAAUAUGUAAACCAUUAUAUGCAAAGUGCGAAACCACUCUUAUUUGUAUGAAUGCUUCUUCAGGGGUUACAGUUAAUGCUCAAGGCAAUGGCAGAGAUGACGGUAACAAUAAUAGUGAUGGAAUAAGUCAAGGUGGAGCAAUGGCAGGAAGUCUAACAACCGCUUCCGUAGAGGGACAAGAUUCGCAAAACACACAGAUUAAAAGGAGAAAAUCGGAUACACCACCUGACAGUCCUGCUAGUAAGUCAGUUAUUUGUAAACCGAUAAUAUGCGGAGUGGCAUUUCGAUGGCAUUUCUUAAUUUUGGUUCAAGUAGUUAAAGUUAACUAGUUUACGCAACAUAUUUGAAAUUUAACGUUACAUUAAUGUCAAACACUGUCAAUCCAGUUUUAUUCAAUUUUUAACAAACCCUUUGACGACUUGUUAUGCCAAAAGUAAGCCCAUCCCACCACUCAUGUAUAAACCAAGACGCCAUAUUGACGUUGACCAGGCUGCCUUAUACUAAAGGAUGGUUAGACAAAGAGAUUCUCACAAUGCGACUAUACUAGACCCGGGAUACUUGAAAGACGUUAUGCAAUCAAAAUAUUUUUUGAAAACAAAGACUUCUAAAGUAUUUGAAGGGGACGAAUGACAUUGUGAAAGUUAGUUGUGGCGAAGAAAUUUUGCAUUAUAAGAUAGCGCGCCUGCUUGCUCUACACAAGUACUAUUGAGUCGCUAUGAACAAAAAGUCUUUAUUUUCGCACGCCCGUGCGUAAAUAAGAUGACGUGUUCAGUUGUGUCUAUGAAACUCGGAGUUUCGUCUCCUUUUCUCAACUAAGUCUCCAAUAAUUGCAGACAGUGAUACAGACGUUUCUAGCAUUUUUGGAAUUGAGCUUCUAGCCACCGAAACCAAAAGCAACAAUAAAUUUAUUGCUUAGAAAAACAACUUCAGCCAGCAGGCCAAUUUGCUAAGGUCAUCUUAACCCGUGAAAGGAAUGAAACAUAGAAUGUAGAUGAUGAAGAUUAUUAGUCGAUUUAAAUGUUCUUAAAACAUAGCCAGUCUUAACGUCUUAUUGAUGCUGACAGUCUCGAUGACUGUCAGCAUCAAUAAAACGUUAAGACUGGCUAUGUUUUAAGAACAUUUAAAUCGACUGUUUAACUUCACUAGCCUGAUGAAUUUCUUCAAGAAGAAGAAGAUUAUUAUUUCACAUGGAUGUAACCAGUGACCAUUAUGGACCUGACAGAGUAAAUUGAGGUUUAACAGUAUACGGGAAAAUACUAAAACUUUAUCUCCAACUGUAACAAUAAAAUUGUUUUUCACCGAAAUGCCACAACUAUGCAAUACCCCAAGCAAAGUGAAGUUUCUUUGAGGGCGUGGUCGAUUGUUACCUGACGGCUUAAUAGUUAACAAUUAUUCUUUGAAAUCGAAGUGAAUAGUGGCUAAAUAUUUACCGAGCCACGAAGUGGCGAGGUAAAUAUUCCUAAAGCCACUAUUCACCGAGAUUGAAAAGAAUAAUUGUUUUCGUAUAUACACACGAAGUAAUCUCAGCAAAAUCAGAGAGGAAACCAUUAAAAAGUACGAUUUGAUUGACAGAUCAGGUCAGCUAGACACGCGAAAGUUUAGAAAUAGAUCUUUGUAGAAUUUUCAAACAUGGCAAUUCACAUGCUUAUCACUUCGCAAAAAACAGCGUAAUGACUUAAAUGGAACCGUUAACAGUUUGAAUUGUUUCCUUACCUGAGAAGAAAAGAAGAGCUUUGUUGUUUUCUGUUGACUCGCCAAGUUUAUAGCCGAAAAGGUUUGUUAUGUCGUUCGUCGCAUGAGGUGCUAACAAAAAUGGCGAUUCGGUUCCUCGAGGUAAGCGUCGUCUUCAUGUAGCAUUCUUUCUCAUAUUUAGAAUUUCUGCAAACAUUUGCUUUCAAAUUUGUUUGUCAUAAAUAAACUUCGUUUUUGGGCCAAAUUUUUCAUGUUAGGAAACGCUGAGUUAACGAAACGGCCUCUUUUACGCAAAUAAACGGGAGUUGUAAACAAUCCAUCGACCACAAAACUCAGCUACAGUAAAUGGAAAAACGCCGUUUUGAAUUUUUCGAAGUCUUUUCUUGCCUGAAAAAAAGUCAACCCUAGGACUUUGUCGACUUUUAAAAGAUCGUUCUAUAAAGAUAUGGGAAAAAACCGAGCCCACACAUUAUCCACUCGCUAGGAGGUGAAUAUUGUUCAAUAAUCCGAGAUAGCGAACCAAUCAGAUUGCUUAAAUCACCAAAAUCACUGAGUGUGUAUAUACUAAUUAGUAAUUAUUGAUUGAGGCUGAGUAGGAAAUGAAGAAUUAUUAUAUGGCUGAGUCUGUUUUCGCCAUGCGAUUGGUCAAUUUGCGGUCCGUAACUUGCUAUACGGACCAAAAUUUCAAAGGAAAUGCUCAUUCCGGAGCUCUAAAUCUCUUUACCACGGAAAAACGGUUGAAAUUAAUAUCAACCUUGAGGACUUAGAUUUUGACUUUGUCUUUCACCAUUUUAAUUUGUGAACGAAGGCGAUGAAGAAACUAACUCGUAAUCUUAUCGAAGAGGAUUCUAGUAAGUGUUUGAAAAUUUUAUCGUAUUACACAGUUAAGAAGACGAAAAUCGACUGGCAGAGAUUCGAGAUGUUUUGCCUAAGAGAAAAUGAGUAAUUCCUACGACAAAUAUGAUAACAAACGUACCUGCACCCGAUCAUCUUGACGAGCUUCUUUGUCAUUUGCAGUGUUUUUCCAAAGACCAACGAAAGAAAGAUAGAAGCGACUCCGAGCCAGACACAAUGUCCAGUUUUCAAGACUUCAGCGUCACAUUGGCGAGUGAAUACUUACAGUGCUCUUAGUUUUGACCGAAUAUACUUAAAAAUAUGUCGGUAAAUAUAAACCCUGAGGACUGGGAUGUUGGCUUUGCCUUUGCAGAUUUUAACCUAGCUUUGUUUGAAUGAGAACGAAGCUGAUGUAGAAACUGAAUCGUAACCAAGAAAAUAUGGUCCUUGUUUGAAAAUUUUAACGUAGAUCACGCUUGAAGACGUGAAUGAACUGGCAGAAAUUCGAGAGGUUUUCCCGAAAAAAUUAACGAGCGAAUCCUUCGAUAAUGACAACAAACUUACCUUGAAGAGCGUCUUUGCCUUUAGCAGUGUUUUUUUUUUUACAAGGACCAACGGAGGAAAGAUGGAAACGACUUCGAGAAAGCCAGUUCCCGGUUUCCAAAAUACUCCAGCGUUACAUGUAAGAGCUAAAACUUACAGUGCUCUUAGUUUUGACCAAAUAAACAUUUUCAACAUGGCGAAUUUGUUUUCACUUUCUCGGAAACCCUUUAUUGUGUGCUAUUGUUUUCGUGAGCCAAUAAAAACGUUCUUUCUUGACGCCUGUCAAAUGAUUGUCAAAUCGCGCGUCCUGCACUUGUUUCCGGUCCCCCAAACUGGAAGAAGCCAUAUAAUAAACAUCUUAUUAGCCUCGUUUUUUCGGUCCGUACUGUAAAUUAUGGAUCCUCGUUUUUUCCAUCAAUUUAUGGUGCGCGUAAAUCGAUGGGAAAAGACUCGGUCCGUAAUUAACAGUACGGACCGAAAACUCGGCUAAUAAGAGGUAUUUAUGCAGAUGGAGGUGGAUAACACCCUCCGAGAUCUGCAUAAUUUUUCAUAUCGAUUCCUACGAAAGUCGAAUUCAAUAAUUGCUAUAUUAGUCAUUCAAAAUAAUUCCAAGUUUAAAAAUAAGCGAAAGCAUGCCUACCCUUACCUUACCGAUGUUAAGUUCAUAUCGAUAGUGCAUCUUUAUCGGGAAGUUUAGGAUAUAAAGGGCUUUUCCGGUCUGCAAAUAUACUCUUAAUAGCAGAUGUCGUCCGUCUAGUUGUCUUCUUGCAGUUCCUGCUAUGUUUUAAGACAACAGUUCGCCGUGAAACGAGUAAAAUGUUCCGCCAUUACUUACUUCGAAAACAACUCAAACUCGCCCCCAGAUCUCCUCCGUUAAAGGUUCAAUAAUCUCUAACUUUACUGCUUUUUGGACGUCAUCGGUUCAAUAUGGUAGAAUUCUUCAAAAUUUGGUCAACAGUAGUUGGUUAUGAUGAAUUAUGCAUGCGAUUUUGGCCAGUCAGAAACGGAAAAAUAUUUUGAAUAAAUAAUAAUUAUUAUUCAGUUUAAAAUCUGUGAGAAAUUAUCUUAACCAUCUUUACAAUGCAUGUAUCACAAUUUAAAGGCAUUUCAGGUUAAAUUUAACUUAAAAUCAGUGAAAGGAAAGAAAACUCCUUAUUUGGACAAUGACGUCGUAAUGAAUGCCCAAAAACAUUAUCUUAACACAAGAAUUGAGCUUGGCAACAAUGAUUUUCGAGAUCAGCGUAUUUUAGUUAGUAAGAAUAGCUAUGUUGCCAAAAUCAGGCAAAAAUGCCCGGGGGUGUCACAUUCUAUGGAAGAAAUUUGUGCCAUGACCAAUUUGAUACCCUCAGAAUCGCCUCCUGACCUACUUAAAAAUUAACGUUCUUACUGAGAGUCUUCUAACCUCGCUUAACAAUGUGUAACUCAAAAUAUUUUCAUUGCUAAUUUUCCUGAGAAAGGAAAAACUCAUUUUCUUGAAGACUUUAUAGUAAUUUUCAACAGAUUGGCUAUACUAAAGCUAAUUACGAGUGAAGAACUGAACUAAAUUUUGCUUAAGCAUAAUCUUUACACUUGCCUGUUAGAUGAAUUCUUGCUCUGUGAAAUGGAACACAUUAGGUGCGGUUACACACACCAAACGUGGGGUUAGUUUACCUUAGUAACCGACAUGUAGUUACACGUGAAUUAAAUCGCAAGGUAAUUUAGUGGCUUUUAAUUUUACGGCUUCAUUCCCACUGUUGCGGUAUUAAUUGCCGACGAUCAUGGCAGUAUUUCAAGUCGUUUUGAAAAUUUACGUGUUAUUUAGUUGACAUUUCAUUUAACGUGAAAUCUGCUAUGUCAACAUCGAUCUUUCUCCCAACGGCCCGAAUAAAAAAACCGUCGAAAAAGCAAUUUUUUCGGCUUCAUGAUGGUGUCAAAUGAAAAAACCUGAUUGGCUCUCUUGCCUUGACGAUUCGAAAAACCCUAGCUACAUAGGCUAUUCUUUUUAUCUUUUGAGUGAAAUGCGAGGGAAACUCAUUGAACUCAUACUUUUUGCAUUCUUUACAUUGAAACAACUUUAUACCCUAGCCAGAAUGGUUGAUGAGUAAUAGUGUUUUAGUCGAGUAAUUGUUUAGUUAGUCACUUUGUGGUGUGAUUAAGUCACCAACCUCAUAGUUGGCUGAGAUGUCACCUUACUUGCCAUUUUACCAAUUUAUUUGCAGAAACUCAAAGGAAUGGACUUCCAGGCAAAGAUCCGGGGAUAGAGAUUAGGUUGAGCAAUGAGGUAGUAGAAGCAUUUUUAUUAGCUGUAGUAAGAAUAGCUGUAGAAGUAAUAGCUGUAGUAGUAAUG